Molecule: messenger RNA, 2418 nt
Organism: Tremella mesenterica DSM 1558
Lineage: Eukaryota; Fungi; Basidiomycota; Tremellomycetes; Tremellales; Tremellaceae
Exons: 8
Biological process (GO): chromatin remodeling
Cellular component (GO): nucleus
Molecular function (GO): histone H3K36 demethylase activity; histone H3K9 demethylase activity
Source: RefSeq, a predicted model, not a curated record
CCUGUCAACAACGACGAAAGUCUCACUGCCAAAGCCAUCUGGGCACCGAAAGAAGGAGAAUGGGUGUCCCCUGAAGAUGAUCCUGAGGCGAGACGUGGUAUACCAGUCUUUCGGCCGACCAUGGAAGAGUUCAAGGACUUUGAAGGCUACGUGGAGAGAACCACUCCUUGGGGUCAACGCUCUGGUAUAGUCAAGAUUAUUCCUCCAGCCGAAUGGGUCGCUUCUUUACCUCCCAUCCCACCCAACCAACUUGCAGACGUCCGUAUUUCUUCCCCUAUCCAACAACAACUCCACGGUCAAACGGGCUUGUUCCGCGUUAUCAACGUUGAGAAGAACAGACUUCGUCCCUUAUCAGUAAAAGAAUGGUAUCACAAAGCGCAAUCAGCCAAGUACGCGGGACCGGGACCUAAGAUGGUAGAUCCUAUCAGAGAUAGAGAUACCGAACAAGGCAAGCAGGUCAGAGCCGCCAGGGAAGCGGAACGGCAAUCACGUAAUGAGAAGAGGAGAAAUGAUAAUAAACGUAGGAAAGAGGCAAAGGAAGCUAGGGAAGCACAAGAACGUUCCAUACAAGUGGAUGAAGAACAUCUCUCAGAGCCAGGACCUUCACGUGCUCCUUCACCCGAACUUGUCAAAGUGGAAGACACCUCAAUGAAGGACGAUGAAGCUUCGACCACUGAAACACCACUCCAGCCUCUGUCACAGCUGGAAACAACAUCUGUCACCUCGCCAGUCACGAAGACAAAGAAUGGGUCGAAAGAGGAAAAGUGGAAAGCGGACUUACCUUGGUAUGAAGGGUUCAAGCCUUCAGAAGAUUGGUUACCGGAGGACACUUCUGCUGCCGAUUAUACACCUGAAGCAUGUAAGGAGAUGGCAAAGAAAUGGUGGCGGAGAUUAGGUCAAGCGGAGGCUGCAUGGUACGGGGCGGAUCUACAAGGAUCCCUCUUUCAGGAUAAAGCAACUCCAUGGAAUGUCUCAUGUCUCCCAAAUUUGCUCAACAGAUGUAACCUUACCAAACAGCUUCCAGGUGUCAACACACCUUAUUUGUACUUUGGCAUGUGGGGCGCGACUUUCGCUUGGCAUGUCGAAGAUAUGGAUCUGUUUUCUAUCAAUUAUAUCCAUUUUGGGGCUCCAAAGUUCUGGUACGCUGUCCCACAAGUCCAGGCAGAAAGGUUCGAAAGGACCAUAGCUCAAUACUUUCCCGUCGAAGCUAGAACAUGCGACCAAUUCCUCCGACACAAAGCUUUCACCCUCUCCCCAACACGUCUAGCCGAGCAGCAAAUACGCGUCAACAUGCUUGUCCAACAUCAGAACGAGUUCGUCAUCACUUAUCCCCGUGGUUAUCAUGCUGGUUUCAAUAUGGGUUUCAAUUGUGCAGAGAGUAUAAAUUUCGCCCUCGAGAGUUGGGUGGAGUUAGGACGUAGGGCAAAGGUUUGUGAAUGCGUGAGCCACAGUGUACGCAUCGACGUCGAUGAGAUGCUGGCAGAACGAGAGCUGGUAGAAGCCAUCGACAACGAGCGAAGUGCAAAGAAGAAACGUUCCAGAAUCUCCACCGACACUCCAACAUCAAAACGUCCUCGCACAUCUACCGUCUUCCCCGAGGACGCCUCGCAAAGUGACGAGACUGAAGAACCAGAGCAUGAAUCGAAGCUACCUAUCAGCGGUAUGGAAAAGAGCAAAAAGGCGACUCACAUAUCGAAGCCCCGUCCUCCAGCUAUCAAGAAGGAGAUACCCUCUUAUCCGUGUCUCUUCUGCCCGUCUCUCAGCCAAGAGGGCCUUACUAUGGUCGAAGGUGCCAACGAAGUUGUUCAAGCUCGGUCAAAAUCACGUGUGCCUGGCUUAUUUGCUCACCGUUCCUGUGCAUUGGCCAUCCCGGAGACAUCGGUCGAUGAUCGUGAGGUCGAUGGGAAAUUGGUAGGGGUAAUCGCAAAUGUCAAUGCAAUCCCGACGGAUAGAUGGAAUUUGAAAUGCACUGCUUGUACAGACAGAAAGCUCGCUGCGAUCGGUGCCAAAGUGCAAUGUACCAAGGGGAAAUGCCCACGUGCCUUCCAUGUCUCAUGCGCCAAUGCCGCGGAGGAUGUGGUGUUUGAAGUCCUUGAAGUGCAGGAAUGGGUACCCUUGCCUUUGCCUGAUGAUGCUCCUCCCGGAACGCAACAUGAGUUUGAACAGGUCAACUCUAUCAAGGUCAACUGUUUGUGUCCUAACCAUAACCCCGAGGUACAAGAGAGAAAGAAACGUCAGGAGGCAGAAGCACUCCGCCAGAAGGUUAUGGCGCUACUCCCCGGUUCCAAGAUCAAGAUCAAAUCCGGAGGUAGCUUUUACGAAGUCACAUUGCUCUCUGCUAUCGAGUCUAGCCGGGUGGUGGAGGUGCAGCACGAGAAUGGGUCAGUUACUCGUGUAAUGCCAAGAAACAGUAGCUGA